CGGAAACAGUGUUUUCCCAGGAUGGAGGUUGUGAAACCGCUCCAUUCCCAAGCCUAUGACCGGAAGAAACGGGCCGUCAGGCGGAAACGGAAAUAAAUUAUUGCAAGAUGGUGUACGUGUCCAACGGACAAGUAGUUGAUAGCCGGAGUCAAGCACCAUGGAGUUUGUCAUCAAUAAUUCGUUUUUUCUGGGGAAUAGUGGAGUUUAUUUCCUUUUUCUUUAGGACAUUAUUCAACCCAGCUGGAGCUGAAUAUAAAAGAACUGGAAGUCAAUCAUCCUGGGGUAGACCCGACGAUGGAAGAGGCCCUCCAGGAGUUCCACGGAGAAAGAUGGGCCGAAUAAACCAUGGUGGAGGAGGUCCUGCACCACCACCGAUGUCUGGAGGAUGAGGAAGGUAAACGCCUGCUUUCCAAAGCAGGCAGUUGGACGUGCGUUCACAAAGUGAUGUGCAAGAAUGCCAAGAAGAUAGGAAAAUUGGAAAGACCACUUUGUAGAAGUGAUGUGAAUGUGCUUGUCCACCCAGAAGAGUUGCUCAGUGUUAGACACGCUGAUUAAUGAUGUUGUGCUUGGAAUACCUGAAUUUAUAGGCACUGGCACAAUUGAAAAGCAACUGUGCAACGUCUUUGAGUUUAAUAAAAUUGACUUUUCGAGCAUUC
Stegostoma tigrinum is the source of this 656-nucleotide messenger RNA. RefSeq names its product selenoprotein K (gene selenok). The transcript is spliced from 5 exons. Gene Ontology annotation, cellular component: Golgi apparatus; endoplasmic reticulum membrane. The coding region runs from base 108 to 389 and encodes 93 amino acids. The record is from RefSeq and is a predicted model, not a curated record. Lineage: Eukaryota; Metazoa; Chordata; Chondrichthyes; Orectolobiformes; Stegostomatidae. Gene Ontology annotation, biological process: endoplasmic reticulum calcium ion homeostasis; calcium ion transport.